AUGACUAACCCACCAGGCCACACCAGCCGUGACGGCUACCAAUGGACGCCGGAGACUGGACUCAAACCUGGAGUACCAUGCCUUGGAGUGAUAAAGCCUCAGUCGACUGUUGCCUCAAAAGAAACAGUCUAUGAUGUAGCAGUCAUCGGCGCAGGAUACACAGGCCUCACCGCCAUCCGCGACUUGACGACAACAGGCCACAGCACCCUCCUGAUCGAGGCACGCGACAGAAUCGGAGGCCGAUCAUGGUCAUCAAAUAUCGACGGUUACCCUUUCGAGAUGGGCGGCACAUGGGUGCACUGGACACAGCCCUUCAUCUGGCGCGAGCUCUCCCGGUACAACCUCCUCAGCAACCUCGAGGUGUCCAUGUCCUACUCGGGCGGCAUCAACAAGUGCGCCGUGACCAUGUCCAGAGACAAGCCGACAAUCUUCAUGUCGCACGAGGAGGAAGACCGCAUCUCCGAAUCCGGCCUCAAGAAGCUGGUCGACGUGGACGGCAAGCUCGGCCGGACCGUGAUCCCCUGGCCGCACGACGCGCUGCGCAACAAGGAGGCCGUGGCCGUCUACGACAAGAUGUCGCUCCGGGACCGCAUGGCGCAGAUCGCGGACGACCUCAGCCCCGUGGAGAGGAACAUGCUCGAGGGGUUCCUGAGUAUUACUAGUGGCGGCAAGUGGGAGGAGUCGUCCUUCUUCGAGAUACUACGCUGGUGGGCGCUCGCGAACUGGGACUACAGGGGCUUCGUCGAGAUGGGCCUGACGUACAAGCUCAAGUGCGGGCAGAGCGCGCUGCAGAGGUGCCUGUUCGACGAGGCGCACGCCACGGGGAGGCUGAGCCACAGCUUCUCGACGCCUGUCGCGAGUGUGAAUGACAAGGGCGGCGUAGUCGAGGUGACUGGCCGGGAUGGCAGCAUUUUCAGGGCAAAGAGGGUCAUCUGCACCGUGCCCCUCAACGUCCUGCACUCGAUCCAGUUCACCCCCGCGCUGCCGCCCCUGAAGACGCAGGCAAGCGUCGAGGGCCACGCGAACCACGUCGUCAAGUGCCACGCCGAGGUCGCGAAGCCGGAGCUGCGGUCGCUGGGCUCUUUCAACUUCCCGCACGGCAAGCUGACAUACACCUUUGGCGACGGCACCACGCCAGCGGGGAACACUCACCUUGUUGCGUUUGGCAGCUCACACCCUGGCGUGCACUUGCAGGCAGAGGAGGACAUCGGUGCGACCCUGGACGCGUGGAAGCAAAUUCUUCCCGGUACGGAACAAAAGGACUUGAAGAGGGUUGUGUUCCACAACUGGCACAACGAUGAGUUCGCUAGAGGAGCUUGGGAGUGGUUCAAGCCAAACCAGGCCAGUCGAUACCUGGAUGCAUUACGAGAGAAGCAGGGCAAUGUCUGGUUCGGGAGUGCAGACUGGGCCAUGGGCUGGAGGGGAUUCCUCGACGGUGGGAUAGAGGACGGACAGAGAGUUGCAAAGGGGGUCGCUGACGACCUCAAGGCGUCCAGAUCGAUCAGGGUGGCCCCGCGUCUCUGA
This is a messenger RNA of Diaporthe citri, 1524 nucleotides long. RefSeq lists its product as uncharacterized. The transcript has a single exon. The record is from RefSeq and is a predicted model, not a curated record. Bases 1 to 1524 code for a protein of 507 amino acids. Gene Ontology annotation, molecular function: oxidoreductase activity. Lineage: Eukaryota; Fungi; Ascomycota; Sordariomycetes; Diaporthales; Diaporthaceae.